UCAAGUGGUUUGGAAAUCUGCGGUAUGGAGUCGCAAUUAGUCACAGAAAACCUCAUCCUACUUGACUGACGGAAACAUGAUAAGACUUGACAGUUAACAAACAUCACCAGCCUCCACAAUCCUGUAUGCUGAAAGGAGGAUGGAAAGCAGCUCCUCAGACAAGCUGUAACCUCAGUCAUCAGUCAGCAUCGCAACCAGUCUUACUGUAGUAUACAACCAGCAUAGCUGACUGCUGACCUGACUGAAUGCGGUCUCUCCCAGUUCCAGCUGUCUUCAGCAAGGUGGACCUGCAGUGUUGGGCCAACAAUCCAGCUCACCACACAGAGGAGAUGAACAACGAGCGUCUGCUUGUCCGCAGGGGGCAACCCUUCUUCGUUGCCCUGCAGUGCACGGGUUCAACACCGCAACCUCCCGAACGGUGCAUCAACCUCAUCUUGCACCUUGGUAAGGAGGUGGUGAAGGUAUCAGACAUGCGUGCCAACCAAAGCCAGUGGUGGUUCCACAAGCAGGAGGCACAGAGCGAGCUCUUCCUAACAGUGUACAGUCCCGCCGAUGCCCCCGUGGGCCUCUACAGCAUGACGGUGGUGCUGCUGAAUGCGGAAGGACACAUCCAGGAGCGCAUCCAUGCUGGGAGUUUCUACCUACUAUUCAAUCCCUGGUGCAAAGCUGACUCGGUGUACUUCCCCGACGAGGGGCAGCUGCAGGAAUACAUCCUAAAUGAAAAUGGCCUGCUGUACCAGGGCUCCUGGGACCAGAUCCGUCCCUUGCCGUGGAACUUCGGACAGUUCGAGAAGGACGUGGUGGACAUCUGCUUCGAAAUCCUGGACAACUCUCCGGCGGCACUCAAAAACCCCGAGGUGGACACGGCUAACCGGGCCGACCCGGUUUACGUGAGCAGAACGGUAACGGCGAUGGUAAACUCCAAUGACGACCGGGGCGUGGUUUCAGGUCGCUGGGAUGGGGAGUACUCGGACGGAGUGCCCCCCACACGAUGGACAGGCAGCGUACCCAUCCUGCGGAGCUGGAGCAGCGGUGGAGCACAGAGGGUGCGCUAUGGCCAGUGUUGGGUGUUCUCAGGUGUGGCUUGUACAGUCCUGCGCUGCCUGGGCAUCCCCACUCGCUGCGUUACCAACUUCUCCUCCGCCCAUGACACAGAUGGCAACCUCACUGUGGACUACUGCUACAAUGAGCAGCUGGAGAAUGUGUCUGCUGGCAAGAAGGAUAUGAUUUGGAACUUCCAUUGCUGGGUGGAGUCAUGGAUGAGCCGAGAUGACCUUCUAGAGGGUUAUGAUGGGUGGCAGGUGUUGGACCCCACACCCCAGGAGAGGAGUGAUGGUGUGUUCUGUUGUGGGCCCUGUCCUGUGAAAGCAAUCAAGGAAGGUGAGGUGGAGGUGAAGUACGACACAGCAUUUGUGUUUUCGGAGGUAAACGCAGACCUGGCCUGCUGGAUCAUCCACGAGGAUGGGCAACGCACCCAAGCGUCUCUUCAUCAUGGCACUGUGGGCCGCAACAUCAGCACCAAGAGUGUGUAUGGAGAGCAGAGGGAGGAUAUUACCUCCCUCUACAAGUACCCGGAAGGUUCAAACAUGGAGCGGGAGAUGUAUGAGAAGGCAGGGCGGAGGGUGUCUGAACGGAACGGAGGAUCGGGACAGCUGGAGCUAUCCAUCAAGCAUGUCCAGGCAGUGCACGGCACAGACUUCGACGUCGUUGUGGAGGUCCAGAACAAGGGUUCACAGGACACGCCUGCCAAACUGACCAUCACCUCCAAUGCUGUCACCUACAACAGUCUCCAUCUUGGGGAAUGCCAGAGGCAGAGUGCCAGCCUCACCGUGCCAGCACAGAAGGUGCAUAAGGAGGUUUUGCGGCUGCUGUACGACCACUAUGGGGCCUGCUUGUCUGAGCACCGCCUGAUCAGGGUCACCGCGCUACUGCAGACCAGCAGUGACCAUGAUAGUAUCCUGCAGGAGGUCAACAUUCCACUGGCCGUACCCGAGCUCGACGUCAAGGUGGUAGGGGUGCCGGUUGUUUCUCACAAGCUGACCACAUACAUCACCUUCACCAAUCCACUGCCCAUCACCCUCAGGGGUGGCUUGUUCACUGUGGAGGGUCCAGGACUCACAGCUGCAAAGGAAAUCCCUGCACCAGAGGAUAUUGGACCAGGUCAGAUUGUGUCCGUCAAGUUUUCCUUCAAGCCCGCUCGGGCCGGACUCCGGAAGCUGUUGGUGGACUUCGAUGCGGACAGGCUGAAGGAUGUCAAGGGCUCUGCCACAGUGAUCGUGAGGAAAAAGUGAACCCGAAUCAAAGGGGCAUCGGCUCGAAG
Scleropages formosus (Asian bonytongue) is the source of this 2320-nucleotide messenger RNA. RefSeq names its product protein-glutamine gamma-glutamyltransferase 2-like. Gene Ontology annotation, molecular function: protein-glutamine gamma-glutamyltransferase activity. Lineage: Eukaryota; Metazoa; Chordata; Actinopteri; Osteoglossiformes; Osteoglossidae. The transcript has 12 exons. Bases 246 to 2291 code for a protein of 681 amino acids. The record is from RefSeq and is a predicted model, not a curated record. Gene Ontology annotation, biological process: peptide cross-linking. Gene Ontology annotation, cellular component: mitochondrion.